AUGACUUCUGCUUUUGAUGCCAUUGCUAAGUACAGUAACAUCUCUUUAGACACUUUAGAUGUUGAGGACAGAGAGUUCUACGAGAAUCAUUUUGGUAUUAAAUUUUACAAUGCUACAUCCAAUCAGGGUAUCUGCUACGGUAACUGGUCGAAGCAUCCUGAAGUAGUCAUUGAGGCUGCCAGAUUUGUCAAGACUAAAACUGGUGCUAAAGAGUCUACUGGAGAUGAUUUCCUCGAGAAGGUGAUCUUAUACAGUAUUGCUCUUUCUGGAAAGAAGCAGCUUCAAGGUUUGAAGCAUUGCGUGAUGUCGCAAAUCCGGCCUGCAUAUGCAGAUAACGAGGAAAAGACUUUUAACUAUGCCAUGGGUAUCAUUCAUGCUUACGAGGAUUUAGGUGUCGAUAGAUCCCGGGUAGUCAUUAAGAUUCCUGUCACGUGGGAGAGUAUGCAUGCAGCAUAUAGAUUGGAACAUGACGAGAAGGUCAAAUGUUUGGGAACGGUCGUUCACUCAUUCGAACAAGGUGUUGUUGCAGCUGAAGCUGGCUGCACAUACAUUGCUCCGUAUGUUGAUACAUUUUCUGAGGUUUUGGAUGCUUCCACUUUCUCCGACCCUGACCCCGAGGAUAAUUAUGGUGUUUUGCUUACCAGAAAGCUUCAGAAAUACUACAGGGCCUAUGGAAUCAAGACCGAGAUUGUUAUCGCUGCGUUGAUUGGCUACAGGUCGGUUCUUGCUGUGUCUGGAGUCGAUGAAAUGACAUUAUCCCCAGUUAUUUUGAAUAAGUUAUUGGCCAAUAAAGCUCCAGAGGGAUUUAAGACUCCCUAUUUGGCUAAAAGUUACUCUACAAAAGAAGCAGGUGAGAAGAUCAGCUUGUUUAACGACAAGAAAGCUUAUUAUGCUAAGUUCAAUGCCAACAAGACUGCCGUGGAAAGAUACGAGCAAGUCAAGCAGUUCUUUACAGAUGCUGACAACAGCUCAAAGAAGUUACUCAGAGGUAUUUUCAAGGAAUCGAGCAUCUAA
Messenger RNA from Brettanomyces nanus, 1014 nucleotides. RefSeq lists its product as uncharacterized. The coding region runs from base 1 to 1014 and encodes 337 amino acids. Gene Ontology annotation, biological process: carbohydrate metabolic process; pentose-phosphate shunt, non-oxidative branch. Gene Ontology annotation, molecular function: transaldolase activity. Gene Ontology annotation, cellular component: intracellular anatomical structure. The record is from RefSeq and is a predicted model, not a curated record. NCBI's taxonomy places the organism in Eukaryota, Fungi, Ascomycota, Pichiomycetes, Pichiales, Pichiaceae. The transcript has a single exon.